AUGGCUGUCAAAGGCGCCGUUUCCUACUGGUGGCUCCCCAUCAUAGCAUGCGUCACUUGGACUGCCACCCUUUUGGGCAUGAUGCUCUGGUGGUUCGUCACUGUCCACCAAAAGGUCCUCGUCACCAUGGACGGUCCCAUGCCUCUCCCCUACAUGAGUGACAUUGGCGCCCUCUCCCUAAAGCCGCUCUUCAUCGCGGGGUCUACCGUCACCGUCGUCGCCUUCAGCCUAGCCUUUGCCGCUGAGCGGUGGCUCCGUCACCGUGGCCGGCUCGCCCUCAACGUCUCCAAGAACGAGAAGAUCCUCGCUGUCCUCGCCACCAUUUUUGCCAUCAUAGGCUCCGCCGGCCUCAUCCUCCUCACCGUUUUCGACACUUUGCGCCACCACACGCUGCACUACGCGUUUCUCGGAGUCUUUAUCGGAGGCUUCAUUAUUUCGGCCAUUUUUGUAUGCUGGGAGUAUCAACGUCUGGGUAGCAAAUACCCCGAGUACCCUCUCCUCCGCGUCUCGUUCUUCAUCAAGCUCGUCUUCAUCUUCAUCGAAGCCUCCCUCGUCAUCGCAUUCGGCGUCCUGACCUUGGUCGACGACCUGGUACACGCCGCCUACCUCGAAUGGACCAUCUCUUUCCUCUUCGGCUUCUACGCUCUCUCCUUCACCGUCGACCUGUGGCCCGCCCGCCGCACGAAGGAGCACAUCAAGCGAUUCACUCGACAUGGCCAGUACUCGUCGAGCGAGAUGGAGGAGGCAGUCGACAUGCCCGACGGCUCGUAUCCCCUCGGCACGCGAGCCAAUCAGACGACUGUCACCGCCGCUGGCGCCAACGGUAGCCAUACCCCUACAACGGCUAACUUUUGA
This is a messenger RNA of Geosmithia morbida, 855 nucleotides long. Its product is annotated as Frag1/DRAM/Sfk1 family. The record is from RefSeq and is a predicted model, not a curated record. The transcript has 3 exons. Bases 1 to 855 code for a protein of 284 amino acids. Lineage: Eukaryota; Fungi; Ascomycota; Sordariomycetes; Hypocreales; Bionectriaceae. Gene Ontology annotation, cellular component: plasma membrane.